This is a messenger RNA of Melopsittacus undulatus (budgerigar), 3272 nucleotides long. It is a transcript of the gene CAPS2, whose product is annotated as calcyphosine 2. The transcript is spliced from 18 exons. The coding region runs from base 319 to 2094 and encodes 591 amino acids. Gene Ontology annotation, molecular function: calcium ion binding. The record is from RefSeq and is a predicted model, not a curated record. Lineage: Eukaryota; Metazoa; Chordata; Aves; Psittaciformes; Psittaculidae.
GAGAGUACAUGGCUUCCGUAUAGCUGGCUCGUACAGUGGGGUUUGUGGUAAAGUUACUUCCGCGCGUUAACCGGUUAGCGCAGCAACGCUCCCUGCCCCCUGUGCCUUCGGCUGGGAGGAUACUGCCUCUCGCUGAGAGCUGUGAGGUCGUGAGAACUCGUCGGCUCCUGGUUUUAAGUGUCCUGAGGAAAGGGGGUUCGGAUGGAAGGCCGGCUGGUUGGCCAUCUCCGAUCCAAGUAGGCCCUUCGGCUUGCUAAAGGAAAGGAUUCCUGGGAGGUCAACCUGCUCAUUUAUUCUGAAGGAGUUCAUUGACUUCGGAUGGAUUUGGAAGUUAAAGGAGUUGCUGCAUCCCCUCGAAGACAGGCUCAGCUGUCAACGCGUGGGAAGAAAUACCAGGGCUGGAGACCAGAUACACGGGCUACUCGUGGUCCUCGCCCACCAGAGGUGCCAUGCCUAGAUCUAAGGAGGCUGAGAGAUUCUGAUGAAGAGGAUGGGGACUCUUACAUACCAUACAGUGGAAGUUAUUGUCAUGCAUGCCCUCCAGAUUCAUCUUCAGAUUGGAGAAUAUUACGAAAGCCAUAUACACAGCAUCAUCAGGCUCAACAGCAUAUUGUUUUGGACCAGAAGACAAUAGCAGAAAAUCUGUUAUCCCCAACAGACAGACAUAACCUGAAGUAUCGGCUGUGUGAAGCAGACAUGAAGGAAGAAUAUAAGCAGUAUUCUCAGAGAACUGCAGAAAAGAAAAAUUACCUCCUCCAGUGUCCAGAAGCUUCAAUAAAGGGUAUACAGCUUAAAGAUGGACAUAAUGAUGAUCUUACAGCUCUUGAUGAGAAAGCUCUCCUGCAACAGUGCUAUACAAACAAGCCCUAUAAGAUGCUGCACAGUAUAAGGAAAUCUGAAGCUGAAGAUGUUGCUGCAGAGAGGAGAAAACAGGCUGUGGUAGAACAAGUGAUGGUGGAUCACUUAUCUAGAGCUGUUAUAAGUGAUCCAGAGCAGUCCAUGCCUGCUGAUGUUUACAAGGAAGCUCAAGGACUUCUUCGCCUUGGGACAGCACCCAUGCGUCUUAGAAAGAGAACACUGCAUGAAACAAAAAUACGGACCAAAUCAGGAUUAACUGAAAACAUGCUCUCUAACAAGUUACGCUUUGAUAGUAGGAUUAUAUCGAGAAAUGGUCGAGAUGCUUGUAGAGAGUUGAUUGGAUUUUUUUUUGCAUGUGACAGAUCCCUUACUGUGUAUGAAUUUCGGCAGUUUGGAAAAAAUAGAACAAAUGCAUUGCCUUUCAUUCAGAAGGGAGUUUAUCAACAUCAGCGUGGGCAAAAGAAGGAAAAAGCUUAUGAUCUUAGUGACUUCUAUGUUGGAGCUAACCUAACUUUCCGAAGUGCUGAUCAUAACCUUCCAGAAAGUGUUAAACAGAACCCAAUUUUCACCCUUCGUGUGAUAAGUAUUGAUGAAGCAGCUAUGGAUUCUCUUAAAGCUUCUAUGGAAUUCAGGCAAGAGUGUUUUCAGCAAGUGGUCGAUGACAGCAAAGUUUUCAAGAAGAUUCAAGGUAUACUCAGAGAGGCGCUAAGUAAAAGAGGAUUUCGGGUUAUAACAGGCAUAGGAAAGUAUUUCCGACAAGUAGACAAGAAGAGAAAUGGUUUUCUCUCCCAGGCAGCCUUUAAAGAAGCUCUGAAACUAUUCCAUUUGGAAAUUCCUGAAGGGGACUUUGAAUCCCUAUGGCUUAUUCUUGAUGACAGCAAGAGUGAUAAGGUCGACUAUGGAGAAUUUACUCGUGCCGCAUUUGGAGAAAUGAAUGAAUACAGAAAAGCGUUUGUAAGAAAAGCAUAUAUGAAACUAGAUUUCAACAAAACUGGCAGUGUGCCUAUGGUAGAUAUCAGAAAAUGUUACUGUGCAAAGAAGCAUCCUCUAGUGUUGGCAGGCAAAGCUACAGAAGAAGAAAUUAUAUCAUCAUUUCUAGAAACAUUAGGGGAGUCCUGCAGCAACCCCAAUGAAGUGUCCUAUUCUGAGUUUGAAGAUUACUAUGAAGGAUUAAGCAUUGGGAUCAUGGAUGAUAAUGAUUUUGUUAAUAUCUUAAGGAACCCUUGGGGAAUUUAAAGUGGAAGAUGACAAAAGUGAAGAAGAGGCAUUUUCUAAAUAAGGAGUGAGCUAAAUAAGGGAGGAUUUAGUCUUGAUGUGCCUUUCUUCAUAAUUAGUGUCUUAAACUGAUUUCAGGCACUGAAAAUUUUAGCUGCUUUCAGAAUAAUAGGUGGCAAGUUUCUUAAAGUGUCCGUUGAGUCAUGCUAACCACUUUUGAAAUUUAUAAAUGCUGUUCAGUCCUUUUCAUUGGAAAUAAUGAAGACUGUUUCCCAUACCAAAAGGCAUAAUUUACUUGAUACUAGAAUGAAGUGGCCUAUUUUAAAAUAAGGAGGAAUUAUAAUACUAAAAUUCAGGAAGGGGUAUACGUAGGAAGAGAAAUUAGUUCACAGUGAUGCAUUGUGAAAAGCUUUAGAUUUAACUGUAUAAAUAUCAAUGGUGGUUUCUCUUCAGUUUUCUUCUUAUAAAAGUAGUAUGUUUACUCUUAUAGCAUACUUUGUCUCAUUUCUUGUUUCCUAUGCUGGUACUUAGCUUGAAAGAGAGCAGGUCAUCCUUUUCCAAGUUCGAUGAUGUCUGCAGUACUCAAAGGACAGAAAUGUUGACACCAUUUAGCCCUUUGGCCUGUAGACCGUCUUGACCUUAUUUUUUCAUCUUUGUCAGGCAGCUGAAGCUCAGCAUUGAAUCCCAAAGGUUUCAGUGAGCACAUAUAUGUUUUGUAAUGCACUUAUUCCUUUUCUAUAUUUUGCUAGUAGUUUUCAAAACAAAUAAUUUAUAUUUAAAUAUCUGGUUUCUUUAUUUUCUGUUGCUGUGAUUUUCAUUUUUUUUAGCUAAAACUUAGCAGUGGUAUCUGUUGUCAAACUGAUAUAUAGCAUUUCCUAUCUGCUCUGAAAGCAUAAAACUCAAAAGUGUAAAAACAAAACCCCAAACCUAACCAAAGCAAAACAACCACCUCUGUCACAAGAAAAAUAAAAUCAUGAAUGAAAUAUUCCUUGCUACUUCAAAUAUUCAGCCAGAUGCACUUUUCAAUAUAAUACAUGUCAUUAAUUCUGUAAAAUUCUUUGUGUUAAGAAAUAAGAGCUGUACUAUUAAUUAUGUAGAGAGAGAUAUAGAUAAUCCUUGGUUUCAAUAUAACUGUCACCAAAAUUAACUGUAAACUGAACUGCAUUUCUUAAGCCUAUGCAAUUAAAAUAUAUUAGUAU